AUGGAUUUGAGAGUUGCAAUAAUAUUGUUUUGUGUUAUUCAGUCAUUGUUUUGUGUGUCACUCUCUUCUAUAGAAGAAGUGAAAGUGAAAGUUCAAGGAGUGACCUCUAUCGCUAAAACAGACGAUAAUUUUGUAUGUGUAACGUUGGAUUGGUGGCCUGCGAAUAAGUGUGAUUACAAUCAGUGUCCAUGGCAGGAGGCUGGAAUCUUGAAUCUGUUUAUUGUGAAAAUUGCAGCAUUCAAGACUCUUCGAAUCAGAGUGGGAGGUUCACUGCAAGAUCAGGUUGUGUACGAAGUUGGAAAAGCAGUCAAUAAAUGCCCAAAAUUUAAGAAGACACAAGGUGGCUUGUUUGGAUUUAGCCAAGGUUGCCUCCCUAUGAAGAAAUGGGAUAAUCUCAAUCACCUAUUCACACAAACUGGAGCUAUAGUAACAUUUGGGUUGAAUGCUCUAUCUGGGAGGAACAAAUCUGAGAACGAUGGCUCUCUUUGGAUAGGCGAUUGGGAUGAUCAAAACGCCCGCGAUCUGAUGAAUUAUACUAUCUCAAAGGGAUACAAGAUUGACUCAUAUGAACUUGGAAAUGAGUUGUGUGGAACUGGGGUUGCUGCAAGAUUAGAUUCUUCCCAGUAUGGAAAAGACGUUAUUGCCCUCAAGGAGCUUGUGAAAGAAUUGUACCCAGACGAAGGCACGCAGCCGAAGAUCUUAGGACCAGCAGGCUUCUAUAAUGAGAAAUGGUUUAAUGACUUUCUUCAGGUUACAGGACCAGGUGUUGUUGAUGGCUUAACCCACCAUAUCUACAACCUUGGAGCAGGUGUUGAUUCCGACCUAAUCUACAAGGUUCAAGAUCCAUAUUUUCUUGACCAAAUAGCUCAGACAUACAAAGAUGUUUCAACAACUAUCAACUUGUUUGGCCCAUGGGCAGGGGCAUGGGUUGGGGAAGCUGGUGGAGCUUACAACAGUGGUGGCAAAGAUGUAUCACAUACCUUUGCUGAUGGAUUCUGGUAUUUGGAUCAAUUGGGCAUGACAUCAACCUUCAACCACAAGGUUUUUUGCAGACAGGCAUUGAUUGGAGGAAAUUAUGGCCUUCUCAACACUACAACAUUUAUCCCUAAUCCGGAUUAUUACGGUGCUCUUCUGUGGCAUCGCUUAAUGGGAAAGAUUGUACUUCAGACCACUUAUGACAGUUCCCCUUAUCUACGAGUAUAUUCUCAUUGUUCAAAGAAAGAAUCGGGCAUUUCACUGCUUCUAAUCAACAUGUCAAAUUCUACUACCUAUGAAGUUUCGGUUGCGGAUGACUUGAAUUUCUAUCCUGACAACUAUGAUGAUAACCAACAACAAAUCCACAGGGAAGAGUACCACUUGACUCCAAAGGAUGGCAAUAUUCAAAGUGAUGUGUUGAUGUUAAAUGGUGUCCCGUUGGUGCUCACAGAGUCAAAGGAUAUACCAGCUAUGUAUCCAGUGCUCGUGCAUGCUUCAAACCCCAUCAGUGUUGCACCUGAUUCUAUUGUUUUUGCAACUCUUAAAGAUUUCAAAGCACCAGCUUGUUCUUAGGAAUUUUUCUAUAUGUCACGUUAUUAGAGAUCUUUGAUUUAUUUAUUUAUUUUUUGGGUACAUAGCUACAAAUGGUAAUAAUGGGAUUCUCUUCUUUUGUCUC
This is a messenger RNA of Camellia sinensis, 1651 nucleotides long. NCBI's taxonomy places the organism in Eukaryota, Viridiplantae, Streptophyta, Magnoliopsida, Ericales, Theaceae. The record is from RefSeq and is a predicted model, not a curated record.